ACAAUUAUAAAUUGAUUGAAAUAAAAAGUCAAGCAGAUGCUGUUAAUUUUGUUAAAAUAGUGUAAGAGAAACAGAGUCGCAGAAGAUUAACAUGGAUCCACUGGCGGAGACAACGCUACGAAAAUUGACUCCACAAAAAGCAAAUUUAUCAUUAACUUGGACUGAUAUAUCUGUUUAUAUUAAAAGUACGAAGUUCAAGUGCUAUAGAUACGUAACUACAAAAAAACAAGUUAUAUAUAAUGGUGCUGGUGCUAUCCAUCCAGGGCAAAUUGUAGCUCUCAUGGGCCCGAGUGGUUCAGGUAAAACUACUCUACUUACAGCAUUGGCUUAUAGAUAUCAAGGUGGGACACUUGUCAAAGGAGAUGUUAAACUUAAUGGAAAAAAAGUUGAUAGACGGAUGCGGAGUAUUUCUGGAUUUAUGUUUCAGGAAGAUUUUUUUCUAAAAGUUUUGACAGUUAGAGAACAUCUGACAUUUACAGCUAAAUUGAAAAUGAGCAGAUACUCAACAAAUGCAGAAAGAAGCGAGAGAGUCGAGGCGCUCUUAGACGCUUUCAUGUUGAGAAAAAUAGAGGACAGUUACAUUGGUGGAAUUCCUCAACAGGGUGAGAAGGCCAUCAUAUCUGGUGGUGAGAGGAGAAGAUUGUCUUUGGCCACAGCAAUGAUUAAUCUCCCUAAGCUUAUAUUUGCCGAUGAACCGACGACCGGACUCGAUUCGUUCAACGCCCUUCAGAUCGUCCAGACCUUGAAGACAGUUUCAAAAAAUACUGGUGCACCCGUGAUAUGCUCAAUUCACCAGCCAAUGCCAGAAAUAUUCACCCUGUUUGACAAAAUUAUGUUGUUGGCCGAAGGCCGUUUAAUGUUCAGCGGGACGCCUGAAGAAUCUGUCGAGUUCUAUGAAAAUGCUGGAUUUAUUGAAGAACAUUAUAUGAGCCAUCCUGAAUUUAUUGUCAAAUGUGUUUCACCCCCUCAAGGAGCUGGGGAGGCUGAAAAUGCUAAACAAAUGGAAAUUCUAUCACGCAAAUUUUUCAAGUCAAGCUAUUAUGCAAACCACAAAGCAUCAAUAGUGGAAAUUAAAACUUCAGAACAGGGAACUAGUUGCGAAAUUUAUUCAUUCAUAUUUAAAGGCCCAUUCACAAUUAAGAAGAUAUUCGUGUUGAUUUUGAGAAACAUGAUAGUUCAAUUGAGGGAACCAGAAAAACAAUGGCUAUCUAUUGGAGAAAAAUUUAUACUGGCGGUAGUCUCAGGCUUAUGUGUUUCUGGCCUUACAAGGCAGUUGGAUCAAGAUGCAAUUCAAGGCAUUCAGGGUGUGCUAUUUUUGCUGGUUACUGAAAACACGUAUGCGUCGAUGUACAAUGUCAUAUACAUGUUUCCUAAAGAAUAUCCACAAUUCAUAACAGAAUAUUACAACAAUACUUAUUCAACGACAGCAUACUAUAUCGCAAAGGCUAUUUCAUGUAUUCCGGGAUAUAUACUUGAAGCGAUUGCAUACACACUAACCGUAUACAUAAUGGCUGGCCUUAGAAAUUCAUUGUAUGCACUGGUAAUGACAAUUAUCACUGCUAGCUUGUGCAUAAUUGUUUCUGCAUCGUUUGGCACACUGUUUUCAUGUUUUUUCUCUGAUUUGCAAACUGCUGUUACAUAUAUGGUUCCUUUUGAUUACCUCAUGCUGAUAACUGCAGGGAUGUUUAUUCGUCUUGGAUCGAUAAACUGGGCAGUGCAGUGGUUAAAAUAUUGCUCAUGGUUCUAUUAUGCAUACGAAUCAUAUACCAUAAUUCAAUGGGAAGGAGUCCAGUAUAUUGACUGUCCAAAGAAUGACACAUACACCCACUGUCUGACAAAUGGAGCACAAGUGAUUUCAGAAUACAACUUUGAUACUGACCACUUUCUCAUGAACAUAAUUUGUCUUCUUGCAUUAUAUGUUCUAUUGCACAUUUUAGGAUUGGCAUUUUUCAUAAGGAAGAUCAGAAAACUAACUUGA
Molecule: messenger RNA, 1978 nt
Organism: Cimex lectularius (bed bug)
Lineage: Eukaryota; Metazoa; Arthropoda; Insecta; Hemiptera; Cimicidae
Product: protein scarlet-like
Exons: 15
Coding region: 92-1978 (628 amino acids)
Cellular component (GO): plasma membrane
Molecular function (GO): ATP binding; ABC-type transporter activity; ATP hydrolysis activity
Source: RefSeq, a predicted model, not a curated record